GGGACCUUUCACUUUCAGUCGUUUUCAAAAAAAAUAAAAAAAUAAAAAAAUAAAAAAAUAAAAAAAUACGAGGUUUCUUUCGUGUACAGAAAAAAAUUGCAAAAGCUGAAAAUGGAAGAGUUUGAUUUCACAAUUGAAGAAGCUACAAUAAAAGAAAUUCAACAGGGUUUUGCGGAAGGCAAGCUCACAGCAAGAAAGCUAGUUGACUUGUACUUGCAGCAGAUCGAGAGCCUGAAUCCAGUGCUUCGCGGGGUAAUAGAGGUGAACCCUGACGCUCAGCAAUUAGCAGAUGAAUCCGACAAUGAGAGGAGAGAGAAAAUUAGAGAUAGUAAUACCGUGGGUGAGCUCCACGGUAUUCCGGUGCUCCUCAAGGACACGAUCGGAACCCUUGACAAGAUGAGCACUACCGCCGGUUCGUACGCUCUGCUCGGAUCCAAAGUUGUCCGAGAUGCUACGGUGGUGGAGCGGCUGAGGAACGGCGGCGCCAUCAUUUUGGGCAAAACCAGUCUCAGCGAGUGGUACAAGUUCCGUUCAAUUGACGGAGUUCCUAAUGGCUGGUGCGCACGCGCCGGCCAAGGAGUGAAUCCGUAUUUAUCGACAGGAACGCCUUGUGGAUCGAGCAGUGGAUCUGCAAUAUCAGUAGCAGCAAAUAUGGUGUCUGUUGCAUUAGGUACCGAAACUCACAGCUCCAUAAUCUGCCCUUCGGAUCAUAACUCAGUCGUCGGAAUCAAACCAACGGUAGGCCUCACAAGCCGAGCUGGUGUUAUACCAAUGACACCCCGUUGGGACACAAUCGGGCCGAUAUGCAGGACUGUAUCGGAUGCAGUUUAUGUGCUUGAUGUAAUAGCAGGUUUCGACCCAAGAGAUGAAGCAACGGAAGAAGGGGCUAAAUAUAUUCCCGAAGAUGGAUAUAAACAGUUUCUUAAAGAAGAUGGUCUGCAAGGAAAGAGGCUCGGUAUUGUCAGACGUCCUUUUCUGGAUAAAAUACAUGAUACUGCUGAAUUUAGAGCAUUUGAACUUCAUAUAGAUACGCUAAGGAAGCAAGGUGCAGAAGUGAUGGACAACUUGGAGAUAGAUCGUGUAGACGAGAUUUUGAACCCGAAUGAUAGUGGUGAAAUGUCUAUUAUGAUGGCUGAGUUUAAGACAUCUAUAAAUGUUUACUUGAAAGAACUGGAUAAUUCUCCGAUUCGUUCUUUAGCAGAUAUUAUUGCCUUUAACGAGAGCAAUCCAGAGUUGGAGAAGCUUACAGAGUAUGAUCAAGAAACCUUCAUUGCAGCUGAAAAGACAGACGGAUUAGGAGAGUACGAGAAAGCUAUACUUGAAAAGCUGGAAAAUAUUUGCCUGAAUGGAUUUGAGAAACUAAUGAAGGAACAUGAAUUAGAUGCAAUAGUGACACCUGGCUCACGGGCUUGUCCCGUUUUUGCUAUCGGAGGGUAUCCAGCAAUAACAGUGCCAGCUGGCUACGAGAAUGACGGGAUGCCAUUUGGAAUCUCAGUAUUCAGUUCAAAUCAAGAAAGAAGCAUGCAAGCUAAAUCCUCCUCAUCUUUACUCACUCUAUUUGCCUUUAUCCUAUUAGCAUGGCCAAAUUCAUCACCCAUCAAGAUUAUAUGCGAAGCAAUUUCAAUAAAAGAAGCCACAAUUCAAGAUUUGCAGACGGCUUUCGAGCAAAACCAACUCACCUCAAGGCAACUCACCGAGUUCUAUCUCAACGAAAUUCAAAAGCUCAACCCGCUUCUCAAAGGGCUUAUCGAAGUGAACCCUGAUGCACUUUAUCUAGCGGACAAAGCAGAUCAAGAAAAGAAGACAAAGCCACACAGUUCGUUACCCACACUACAUGGAAUUCCGAUUCUUCUCAAAGACAACAUAGGAACGAAAGAUAGCCUUAACACCACCACAGCUGGAUCAUUUGCACUCGUUGGAUCAGUUGUUCCUCGAGAUGCAGGUGUUGUAAUGAAGCUGAGAAAAGCCGGAGCCAUCGUUCUUGGUAAGGCUAGUUUGAGCGAAUGGGCUAAUUUCCGUGGUUUAAAUGCCCCCGAUGGUUGGAGUGCUAGAGGUGGCCAAGGAAAGAAUCCUUAUAUUUUGUCGGCUAAUCCUUGUGGUUCGAGUAGUGGAUCGGCAAUAUCUGUGGCAUCUAAUAUGGUGGCUGUGUCAUUGGGAACCGAGACCGAUGGUUCGAUUUUGUGCCCUUGUAGCUUUAAUGCUGUAGUGGGUAUAAAACCAACUGUUGGUCUUACGAGUCGAGCUGGAGUAAUUCCGAUUAGCCCAAGGCAGGACACCAUAGGGCCUAUCUGUAGGACAGUAUCAGAUGCUGUUCAUGUUCUUGAUGCAAUUGUUGGCUUUGACUCUAACGACGCUCAAGGAACUCGAAUCGGGUCCCAGUACAUUCCCUAUGGUGGUUAUACCCAAUUUCUGAAAGUGGAUGGACUAGAGGGAAAGAGAUUGGGCAUAGUGAGAGAUCCCUUCUUUACUUUUUCCGAUAAACUUCUUGAACAAACUUUUCAGCAACAUUUGCAGACAUUAAGACAAAACGGAGCAAUCUUGGUCGAUAAUUUGGAGAUAGCCAAUAUCGACGCAAUCUUGAACGCUACUUUAAGUGGCGAAGCAAUAACAUUGUUAGCAGAAUUCAAGAUUUCUUUGAAUACUUACCUGAAAGAGCUAGUUGCUUCUCCAGUGAGGUCCUUGGCUGAAGUUAUAGCCUUCAACCAAGAAUUCUCUGAUGUCGAGAUGAUUAAAGAAUUUGGCCAAGAAAUAUUUUUGGCAUCUGAAGCAACUAACGGGAUCGAAGAUUUAGAGAAGAAAGCAAUAUCGAGCGUGGAAAAUUUAACGAGAAAUGGGUUCGAAAAACUGAUGAUUGAGAAUAAGUUGGAUGCAUUGAUGAGUGUUGGACCUAGUAUUGCCCCUGUUCUUGCAAUAGGUGGAUUUCCAGGGAUCACUGUUCCUGCUGCAUACAAUAGUAAAAAGAUUCCAGUCGGGAUUUCUUUCGGUGGAUUGAAGGGUUCUGAACCUAAAUUGAUUGAAAUUGCUUACGGCUUCGAGCAAGCAACAAAGAUUCGAAAGCCUCCAACAUUCAUACCAUGAAAAAACAUUCUUCCUAUGUACGUUGUUAUCUUGUAAUGUAACAUAUUUUAUGCAAUUAUACUUAUGUGAUGUUUAAUCCCAUUAAAAAAAAAUUGUACAGUCUUCAUUUUUUUUUUUUUUUGAGUAAAUUCAAAUCCAUUACAAAAGGAAGUAGGGGAAGAGGGACUCGAACCCUAGACCGUUACUCUAUUGGUAAAGGCUAGGUACCAUUUAAAGAUUUAUCAUACUACUUUUUCUGAUUUAAAUUUUAAUAUAAUAAAGAUUAUCCAGCUUAUAUUUCAUAGUUCAAGAAACAUAAAAAAAAUUACAGUUUCUUGUUGCUUAUUAUAGUAGAUUAUGUGAAUAUUUGAUUUCAAAAAUAAAAUUUGAUAUCUAUGACAAAGAUUAUAGGAAUAAAUAUUUUAAAAACAAAUCUGCAAAAUCUAAAAAUCCCUCUUCCUCAAAUAUGGUAACAGAAUCAUCAUGCAAAAAUAUUAUAAAAAGGGCC
This is a messenger RNA of Erythranthe guttata (spotted monkey flower), 3565 nucleotides long. Lineage: Eukaryota; Viridiplantae; Streptophyta; Magnoliopsida; Lamiales; Phrymaceae. The record is from RefSeq and is a predicted model, not a curated record.